AUGGCGGAUUCCUUGCUUUCUUCUAUCGCUACUUUUCAUACGAUGAAAAUUAUCGUCACUGACCCAGCCAAGUUCUCCUUCAUUGGACCUAUUCCUGAAGCCAUGCUCGGUCAUAUUUUAGCGUCGAGUAGUGUUCUUCAACAGUACAGAAAGCGUCCCUCACUUGGCCCCAGAGAACUCACACCUACUAUGGUUCGUUCAAUUGAAGAGGCUGAUAAGCCAGCCAAGAGUGCUGCUCCUUCCCAACCUCAACUCAAAAAGAAGAAGAAGCCCGCUAGGAGACUUAUUCUUCAAUCCUCCAGUGAUUCGGAUUCAGAAUAUGUUCUUCCUAUGCAGAAGAACGCACUUCCUUCAGAGUCCGAGAGCGAAAGUUCUGAUGAAGAGGCUUCGGGUCGAGGUGAUACUCCGACUCGCUCCCCUACUCCAGAAAUUCCGGUUCACUCUUUUCCUCCUUCACCUCCACCUGUUACCAUUCCAGUUUCUAUCCCUCCUGUCUCUCCAAUAACCACCUCUCAACCAUUCACUACAAUUCCCAUUCCCACUCCUAUUUUCACAGAUACAACCACUACCACUUCCACCACUAAACCUGCCUUUACCGCUUCGAAUCCACCUAGCGAGGAUGAUGACGAUGAGCCAAUUACCAAACGUCAUCUCAAAGCAGUAAAUGACAAGAUUGAUCAACUACUUUCAUCUUCUUCCUCUGGUACCCAUUCAGAAGCUGCUUUAAAAUCAUUGUUCUCGUCGGUUGUUGCUGAACACAGUGCUACCCUAUUUGCUGCAGCCAAGGCUAUUGAAGCCUCCUCUUCCCAAUGUCAACAGUCGUCUCUCGCUGUUGAUGCCUCGACUAAGGAGUGCAAGGAAGCGACCCCAAAAGUCAAUAAACUAAUUUCAGAAGCUCACUUGUUUCUAGAUUCCUUGCAGGCUGCUGCUGCCAAGAAUGCUGCAACUGUCAACACUUCAGUAGAGACUCUUUAA
Messenger RNA from Lactuca sativa (garden lettuce), 975 nucleotides. NCBI's taxonomy places the organism in Eukaryota, Viridiplantae, Streptophyta, Magnoliopsida, Asterales, Asteraceae. The record is from RefSeq and is a predicted model, not a curated record.